GGGGCGCAGCCGAGCCGAGCCAGCCAGAGAGACUUAGCGGAGAGGAUCGCGCUGGAUUUACCCCGCUCCGCUCCCCGAAGAAGAAGGAGAAGAAGAAGGAGGAGAAGGAGGAGAAGAAGGAGGAGAAGCCAGCUCGGCCCUCGCUUUAAUAUUAUUAUUAUUAUUAUUUUUUGGCGGGGGGGGGGCUUUUUUCCCUCCCCCACCUCCUCUCCUUCUUUUCUUCCUGCCCUUCCGAUUUCUUUCUUCUUCUUCUCCUUUUUUUUCUCUCUCUCUCAUUCUUUCUUCCCUCGGAGGAAAGAAGAGAAGAGAAGAGAGGGAGGCUGGUGGGGGGGUGUUUUUUUUUUUGUGUGUGUUUUUUUUUGGGGGGGGGAAGAAAAUCCACAGCUUUUUUUUUUUUGUUCCUUUUUUUUUUGGUGUGUGUGUUUUUCCCAGCCAGGCGAGGGGAGAGAGACCCUCGAGGGGUUCCCCCCCCCACAUCCCCAAAAUCAUAGCCGUCCUUUUCUGCAGAAUCAGCGUCCGCACCAUGGCGGGAGAGUAGCCGUACCCCCCCACCAGCCACUCCUCGUGGCCAGAGACGGCGCAUGGGCCCGGUGUGGCGGGGGACCCAACCCAUGAGAAAGCAGCGAGGGGAGCAUGUUCCUCCUCUGGAUUAUAUGUGGUUGUGACCGCCGGAGGCUUUAGACCGGAGGAGGUCUAAAUUAUCAGCGGCUGGGGGGGGGCGCCCGUCGCCUGGAUCUGGGGGGGUGGAGGGUGGGGAACGAAGACGCGUCCACAGCGGCAGAAAGACUGGAUGCAUCGAACGUUGGAACAGUUAGGGGUCCGUGCUGGGCGGGACCCUUUUUCUCUCGGCAACCUGGGUUGUAGCGGAGCCUGGAGUUCGUGCCAUUCUCGUCCAUGGCUCCCGGGGGGCAGGUGUUCCGCCAGUGCCGUCCAGCCACCUCUGCCCCUACCGUUGCCGCCCAGCCAUGGUGCUAAUUUGGGGCAGUACAGCAAAGGCUACUAUGCCCCCGGGAAUCUUCCCCCCCGCCCCCUCCACGGGAAGCUGGAGGCCAUCCAUGGCUGCGUCCAGGCUCUGCUCCGGGACCAGGGCCAGCCUCACCUCUGGGAACAGCUGGGGGAGAUCUACGAGUCCGAGCAAGAUUGCGAGGAAGCCAUUCGGUGCUAUCAAAACGCCGCCCGGUACCAGCGCGACUAUGGGAGCUACGGAGAAAUGCACGCCCGGAUCGGGAGGCUACAACAGGCUCAGCUGUGGAAUUUCCAUUCGGGGGGGUCAUCUCAUCACCGGCACAAAGUUUUACCCCCUUUACAACAAGUCUGGAACCUGUUACAUCUUGAGAAAAGGAAUUUCUCAGCUAAGCGCAACCCCCAACUCAAGAGGCCCGGCCCCCCCAUGGAGCCCCCCGUGGUCCAGCCCAUCCCGCCGGUCCAGCACCCAGCCCACCCGGGCCACAGCGAAGAGAUGCCGGCUCCUAUGAAAAGGCGGAGGAGCACUAGUCCCGACCAGAAUGGUGGUAAUGGGGUGGGCCAGCACCUGUCCGGCCCCGGAGUCCCCGGCAAUCCCCAUUAUCAGCUGCCCAAGCCUGGAUUAUGGAACCCCCUUCAUGGAGACCUUUGGGGCCAGGAACGCAAGAACAUGGCAGCCCCAGACAGACAAGAGCAGAGGAAUUCAGUGGCUCAUCCUUUCCCCUACCCGUCGCCCGCCUACAGCUCCCACCCGCCCCCCCACCGCCUGCCGGCCAUGGCGCCCACUCCCCGCACACCGCCAGCACACCGCGCCCCCCUCGAGCCCCACGGCUGCUCGGCCCGGCCCAACGGAAGUGACCUUAGAGACGGCCGAGUCCCCCGGGUGCGUCCAGACUCUACCACCACACCAGCAACGUCCGCCUGCGUGCCUUAUGCCCCGCGCCCGACCCCAGGAGGAGCCACCAGCAGCAGCAAGACCACCUCACGGGGGCCGCUGGCCUCAGAAAGCCUUGGUCCUUCCAAUCAUUACCAAACGCCGGCAAUGGAGUCGUCCAGCCCCACAUCGGAGAACGGUGGACGCAAACCGGCCCCACCCUCCCGGCCCGCCCCUUGCCUCGCCCCCCGCAACCUGCCCUGUGCGCGCAUGCAGCCCCCGCCCCCCAACCCCGGUGCCCCCGCCAACCCCUGCCCCACCUCCUCCCCCGGCUCCCCAGUGCCCCCCGCCCCCUCCUCCCCCCCCUCCGCUGCCCUGGCUGAACAAAGCAGGGAGGGCAAGGCCGAAGAUGAAGAUCCCUUGGGGGACAUCCUCUUUGGGUGCGGCGGAGAGCCCUGCGGGGCCGACCCCCCGUCCUUGGCCAAUUGCGACUCGGGGUGCGCCUUCCAGGAUUCGGGCCCCAGCGCUCAGCAAGGGAGCUACUCUCGCCCCCGGGAAGGGGCCGGGGACACCCCCAGGCCGGCCAGCCCCGAGCCUACGCCGGCCCCCCAAUUCUGGCUAUCCGAGAGCAGCCGGGAAGAAAACGGCUCUGCGGGUACCAGACCCAAGAAUCCGAGCCCCUCGAUUACCUCAGGAACAUUCAGGUCCCCAGAAAGCCCCCCACCGCUGCCGGUGCCACCAUCCCCACCCCCGCUGCCUCCACCGUCCCGGGCCUCCUUUCCAAAGACGCCGGACCCACCCCCCGCGGUGGAGGCCUCCUCCGACCGCCUCUUCGGCUUCGCCAGCCCCCCGUUAGAAGACCAGUUUGAAGAACCCCCCGAGUUCUCCAAGAUUUUGCCAGACGGGCUGGCCAACAUCAUGAAAAUGCUGGACGAAUCCAUCCGGCGUGGGGAAGAAGAACGGGAGGAGAGCUUCCCGCCGCCGCCACCCCCUGCCCCUCUCCUCCCUAGCCCCCCACCCCUGGCAAGGCCCAAGCUACCCUCAGCCUCCACCGGUUCCUUCGAUUACCCCAAACCGCCCGGGCAGGACCCUCCCGAGCCCCCUUGCCUCUAUCGCUUUGGCAAGCGGGACACGGAAGAGCAGCGCCCCCCGGCCAUGGUGGCCGCGGGGUCCAGCGGGGCAAAGUUCACCUCCCACAACACCCCAUCUCUCCUCAAGUCUUUGGCCAGUGUGCUGGAGGGGCAGAAACACUCCUAUCGGCUCAAACCGAUGACUCCCCCAGGUGCUAAGAUCUCCCCCCCAGCCGGUGCGAGCCAGAGCCCCCUACCCCAAUUCACUACCUCAGGCCAAGCAUGGGCUGGGGGCACCAGUGGUGCCACAGAGGAGCGGGCAUCCACGCCCCCACCCUUGCCCGCCCCUCGGCCCGUGAAGACCGAGUCGGAAGUGUUAGAGGAGAUCAGCCGCGCCUGCGAGACCCUGGUGGGACGAGCGGGGCGGGAGAAGAGCCCCCCGCCCCCUGCCAGCCCCCCACCUACCCCGGCCUCCCCUCCACCCGCUUCUCUUCCGGCCCCUGUGCCUCCAGUGCCCCCGCCAUCGACUCCUCCGCGCCCCAAGGAAGAAUCCCGCAAGCCACACAUGGAACAUCGCCGGCACCGUCGAUCCAACCGGGACGGCUCGCGGAGACACCGGGAUGGUAAAGCUCGCAAGGGGAAAAACCGGCAGAUCCUGGGCAGUUUGGACGUGCAGAGCGCUGAGGGCCAAGCCCGGGAGAACGGGGCCAAGCCGCCUCCGCCGCCCCCACCUCCUCCACCCGAACGGAGGUCUCCCGUCAAGAAGGAAGAAGGCCCGGUGGGCUCGGUUUCCACCAUGGUGUGCUCGGCCGACCUGCUCAAGCUGCGCUCCUUCACAGAAGGUCCCCCCAAGGAGCUGAAGAUUCGGCUGAUCAAGGUAGAGAGUGGGGACAAGGAGACCUUCAUUGCGUCCGAAGUCGAGGAGCGACGCAUCCCCCUGAGCGAGGUCACCAUCAACCAUUCGGCAGCGGAGGUCGUGCGGGCCAGCAAGCACGCCAAGGUGAAAGGAAAAUUUAAGGAAUCGUAUUUGUCCCAAAGUCAUUCCGUCAAGCCGCAGAUCAACAUGGACGAAAAGCUGCCCCGGGAUAAACUCAGUCCCCCAACGCCAAGCAUCUACUUGGAAAGCAAACGGGAUGCAUUUUCCCCCGUCUUGCUGCAAUUCUGCACCGAUCCCAAGAACCCCAUCACCGUCAUCCGCGGCCUGGCCGGAUCUCUUCGACUCAAUCUGGGACUGUUCAGUACGAAGACGCUGGUGGAGGCGAGCGGCGAGCACGCCGUGGAAGUCCGCACGCAGGUGCAGCAGCCGUCGGACGAGAACUGGGACCUCUUGGGCACCAAGCAGGUCUGGCCGUGCGAGAGCAGCCGGUCGCACACCACCAUCGCCAAGUACGCCCAGUACCAAGCGGCUUCGUUCCAGGAGUCGCUUCAGGAGGACAAAGAGACUGACGAUGAGGAAGCCGAGGAGCCGGACAGUACCACAGAGACGCCGCCCAGCAACCCCGACCAGAAGCCCCACCAAAUAAUCAAGUUUGGGACCAACAUCGACCUCUCGGACGCCAAGCGAUGGAAACCGCAGCUCCAGGAAUUGCUGAAGCUGCCUGCCUUUAUGCGAGUCACGUCGACGGGGAACAUGUUGAGCCACGUGGGCCACACCAUUCUGGGCAUGAAUACGGUGCAACUCUACAUGAAGGUCCCUGGCAGCCGUACCCCAGGUCACCAGGAGAACAACAACUUCUGCUCCGUGAACAUCAACAUCGGGCCCGGGGACUGCGAGUGGUUUGCUGUCCACGAACAUUACUGGCAGAACAUCAGUGCCUUCUGUGACAGGCAUGGGGUAGAUUAUCUCACCGGCUCCUGGUGGCCCAUCUUAGAAGACCUCUACCAGUCCAACAUCCCCGUUUACCGCUUCAUCCAGCGUCCUGGAGACCUGGUGUGGAUCAACGCUGGGACGGUGCACUGGGUGCAGGCCACUGGAUGGUGCAACAACAUCGCUUGGAACGUCGGUCCCCUGACAGCUUACCAGUACCAGCUGGCGCUCGAACGCUACGAAUGGAACGAGGUGAAGAACGUCAAGUCCAUCGUGCCCAUGAUCCACGUUUCCUGGAACGUCGCGCGGACGGUCAAGAUCAGCGACUCGGACUUGUACAAGAUGAUCAAGUACUGCCUGAUGCAGUCCAUCAAGCACUGUCAGGUCCAGCGGGAAAGUCUCGUCCGAUCGGGCAAGAAGAUCGCGUACCAAGGAAGGGUGAAGGACGAGCCGGCCUACUACUGCAACGAAUGCGAUGUAGAGGUGUUCAAUGUCCUUUUUGUGACCAGCGAAAACGGCAGCAAGAAUACGUACCUAGUUCAUUGUGAGGCCUGCGCCCGGAAACGGAACUCGUCCCUCCACGGCGUCGUGGUACUCGAACAGUACAAAACCGAAGAAUUGAUCGCCAUCUACGACAGCUUCACCCUGGCCCCGACGCCGAGUUCAAGAUGAGCCAUAUCACGCCCAGGCGCCGAUGUCUGGGCUCGCUUUCCCGCUCUCGUUUCUCCCACUCCACUGUGAGUGUUUGGGGCAGAAGGUGCUGUAGCCCCCUUCUCUGCCUCCACCCAUCCCGAAACUGAGUCUCGAUUUCCUCUCCGUUGCUUCCUCGCAAGCCGUCCUGAGCCGGAAGGACACGGAACCGGUCACAAGCUUCGUUUCCCUCGCCUCCCCCCGCCCCCUCGGACGGACCCUGUAUUUUUUAUUUAUUCUUCUUCUUCUUCAACAAAGAAAAACAAAACACAACGGACCUCCUUAUAUAUAUAUUUUUUGUUAUUAAUUUUCCUGGGUGGUGCUGAUUUUAUUUUAUUUUUGAAAAAAAAACAAACGAAAAGAGGACAAGAAAUAGAAGACGAUAAAUCAAUAAAUCCUGAAAUUUAAAAAGAAUAUAUAUAUAUAUAAAGGGGUGAAGAACAGUUUCAUCCGAAAGGAUGUCGAUGAGAAUGAUGACUCCGUUCCUAGCGGGGGGUGGGGGGGAAAUCGGGAACUGUGCGAGAUCCCGGUUGACGGUCGGACUUCCGCGUGCCUUCCCCGCCAAUCCCCCGCGCCCCACCCCUCCCCAUCCCGGGAUGAGCAUCAUGGGCUCGGAGGAACGGAGGAAGAAGAAACCGGGAGGGGCAGCCCGUUCACACGAGCAUUACGGCCCACUCGCGCGCGAGUGGAUUUUGUGGAAGAAAGACAAGACAGUGACUUUUGCCGGGCUGCUCCGGCGUGGUGUUUUGUUCGUUAUUUUAUUUUUUUUUAAUUAUUUUUUCGUCGUUCGUUCGUUUUAAUUUACCAAUUUUUUUUUUUCCUGGUUGGAAAUUUUGAGAAAAAAACAAAACAAAAACCAGUUUGGAAAACAGAAAAAAAAAAAAAAAAAAACAACGCAAGCAAGCAAAAAAAAAAAAAUUUAAUACGGGUUUUCUUAACACAGGACUUUUUAUGGUUCAGUUCUCUUUGGGUGAACUUCUGGUUUUUUGGCGGGGGUGGGGAAGCAAGAGUGUGUACAUUGAUUUAUAUAUAUAUAUAUAUAUUGGCUGGGCGGGGCCAGGGACGAUUGGCGUGUGUGUUUUUUAAUUAUUCGGAUGGACGUUUUGAUUUCUUACAUCCUUUUAUAUAUUAUAUAUAUAUAUAUAAAUAUAAGGAGAAAAAAACAGAAGGUUUGUAUUAGAAACUGCUUUUAAAGACGAAAAUACAAAACGGACAAAAAAAUACAGAUUAUAUAUAGAGACACGAGUGCAGUCGGAAAAAAAAACCCGUUGGUGCAAAUGCCUUUCUUUGGAUAGGGGGAAAAAAUUACAAUCCUGUGCAAAAGGAGAGUUAUGGUGCUUGCCCCAAAUCAAAGACGACAACGGGUAGGUGGGGAGAAAAUGUUUGGCAAAAUUUGGCCCCCGGUGGGAUGGGGAAAGGGGUGUGUGGCUAUUCACAACACUUGUCCUAGCUAUUGUUAACCGAUUGUUAGGUGUAAUUUAGCAACAACGCUGACUCCUAACUUACCUUCCUUCCUUCCCUUAAAUCCAACGUCCUUUUAACGCUCCCCGUAAUUAUUUCGCCUUUUUUUUGCCGAUGCAAUUAUAUUUAAUUGUUUUUUUUUCCUUCAUCGAAUUCACCGGCCUAUCUUCUUUUUAAUAUUACUUUUUUUAAAAAAAAAAAAGAAAGAAAGAAAAAAAGCUAGACAGUUCUCACUCCCGAUUCAUAAACAAAACAAAAAAAAAAACAGCCAAGAAUGUCUGAGAUUUGGGGUAAUUUUUUUUUUCCCUCGCGUCUGGAUUUUUUUUUUAAAAAAUUUUUUUUACCUCCGCGUGUCAGAAUUGUUUUACAGUUGAUAAAAAUGUUCUCUCUCUCUCUCUUUCUCUGUCUUUUUUUAAUUUAUACGUCUUUUUUUUUGUUCGUUCGUUCGAUAAUGAUUUCUCUAUUUAUUGGUCCUUUAUUUGGGGGGGGAGGGUGGAAAUGUUGUUGAUUCUGCUUUUUUUUUAUUUUGUUUUGUUUUGAAGAAAAAAAAAUGUUUUUAAACUGUUGUACCUGUUCGGGUGUUGUUGUUGUUUUUUUUAAAAAGACACGUCUCUCUCUUUCUUUUUCGUCAGUCCUUUUUUUUUGAGUUUCUCUCUGGAAAUUGUUAAUGGCGUUUCUAAAAGUUUUCUUCUUUUUUUUGUUGGCCGUUUCCUGGACGUAAAUGCUCAGUUUUCUCACGGGGUGGGAGGUGGGGGGGUGUUAGGUGGGGUAGGGUUGGGGGGAAUCGGGGAGGGGGAGGAGGCAGGCAGGGGUGAGAAAAUAGAUGGAUUCUCAUCACAUUCGUUGAUUUCCUCCUGAACAGAAUCUCAUCCUAUCCUACACUGUAAAAAAACAAAAAAAAUUAAUCUUUCUUCCGAAACCUGCACUUUUUUGAAAAAAAACCCAACCCAAAUUCCCCUUUCCCUUUUAAUUACACCCUGUAAUUAAAACAGAUGAAGAUCUCAAGUUAACUUUUUUUUGUUUUUUUUGGGAAAACACACACAAACACACACACAAACGGAUUCUUUAAUGUACUGUAGGGGACAAGGAGAAAGCAAAUCUUAUUUUGUAAAUGUAAAAAAAAAGAAAAAAAAUUAAAUUAACUCACAGAGAUUAAAAUAAA
Molecule: messenger RNA, 8027 nt
Organism: Pantherophis guttatus
Lineage: Eukaryota; Metazoa; Chordata; Lepidosauria; Squamata; Colubridae
Gene: KDM6B
Product: lysine demethylase 6B
Biological process (GO): regulation of gene expression; heart development
Cellular component (GO): MLL3/4 complex
Molecular function (GO): protein binding; chromatin DNA binding; histone H3K27me2/H3K27me3 demethylase activity
Source: RefSeq, a predicted model, not a curated record